AUGAGUGCAGCUCUAGAGAGAGAGUACCGAGUGUGUGAGGAGAUCGGCCGGGGCAGAUACGGCGUCGUGUCGAGGUGCUACUCCGCCGCCACCGGCCAGUGCUUCGCCGUGAAGUCCAUCGAGAAGCGCCUCAUCCAGGACGACGCCGUCGACGGCCUUUGUCUCCAAAACGAGGCCAAGCUCAUGCAGCUCGCCUGCGGCCACCGGAAUGUGCUCGGGAUCUUCGAUGUUUACGAGGACGACGAGUUCCUUCAUAUCGUGGUGGAGUACUGCGAAGCCGGAGAUCUGUUCCAGCGGAUUACGGCCCGGCCCGUGUUCUCUGAAUCGGAGGCCCGCCGAGUGAUGGUACCACUAAUGGAGGCAGUGGCUCACAUCCACGAUCGAGGAGUGGCCCAUCGAGACAUCAAGCCUGACAACAUCCUCUUCAACUCCUACGACGAGCUCAAACUCGCCGACUUUGGUUCAGCCGAGUGCUUUGCCAACAGCGGUUUGAUGUCUGGCAUUGUGGGGACACCUUACUACGUGGCUCCGGAGGUGGUGGCUGGAAUGGAAUACGGUGAGAAAGUUGAUGUGUGGAGUGCAGGCGUGAUCUUGUACAUAAUGCUAUCUGGGAUCCCACCUUUCUAUGGAGAGUCGGCUAGGGAUAUUUUUGAGGCCGUGCUAAGGGCAAAUUUGAGAUUUCCCCGGGCCGUUUUUGGGUCGAUCUCACCGGAUGCUAAGGACUUGCUGAGGAGGAUGCUCUGCAAGGAUGUGUCGAGGAGGUUCUCGGCCGACCAAGUUUUGAGACAUCCAUGGAUGACGAGUGAUGAAGAAGCUAGAGCAAUGGACUGA
Striga hermonthica is the source of this 831-nucleotide messenger RNA. The record is from the annotation of a GenBank genome assembly. Lineage: Eukaryota; Viridiplantae; Streptophyta; Magnoliopsida; Lamiales; Orobanchaceae.